CCACGGUUGUUCUUGCCUUUAAAUUGAGCCACGUUCACAUGAUGCGUGUGUACAAUACAAAAGCGUGGACUGCAGAAUAAAAGGGCAGUGUCAUAACACACCUCUCAUACUAAGUGCUGCCCUGCCAAGAUGGACAAGUUUAUUGGACUAGGAUUGCUGCUAUUAGCUGGUAUUUCUAAUGCAUUAUACAGUAGUACAUCAGACGUAGUUCAACUUACGGCCAACACAUUCCAAGACAAAGUUGUAAAAGGAGAUGGCGUAUGGAUGGUAGAAUUUUAUGCUCCAUGGUGUGGACACUGUAAAAGUUUGGUUCCAGAAUGGAACAAGGCAGCCACAGCUCUAAAGGGUAUUGUAAAUGUUGCAGCCGUAGAUGCUACUCAACAUGAAUCAUUAGCAAGCACCUACGGCAUCCGUGGUUUUCCUUCUAUCAAAAUAUUUGGCGCUAAUAAGAAAACCCCAAAAGAUUAUAAUGGUGCCAGAACAGCAGCCGGAAUAACUGAUGAGGGUUUGAAAGCUGCCAAGGAAAUGGUGACUGGGAGACUGGGAGGAAAGAAGUCAAGUGGAGGAGGAGGGGGAGGUGGGUCUGGAGGAUCAGGGGGAAGUGGUGGCUCGGGAAGUGAUAAAGAUGUGAUCACACUGACAGACGCUAACUUUGAUGAGCUUGUUGUAGACAGUGACGAUAUAUGGUUGGUUGAGUUCUACGCUCCAUGGUGCGGACACUGCAAGAACCUGGCACCAGAAUGGGCUAAAGCUGCAGCACAACUCAAAGGCAAAGUCAAACUUGGAGCUCUUGAUGCCACUGUACACACGGUUAAAGCCAGUGCAUUUGGGGUGAGAGGAUAUCCAACCAUAAAGUAUUUCCCAGCUGGAAAGAAAGACAUGAGUAGUGCUGAAGACUUCAACGGCGGUCGCACAGCAUCAGAUAUUGUGCGCUGGGCAGUGGGUAAAGUCAGUGAGGCUAUGCCGGCACCAGAGGUUGUCGAGGUAACUGGGGAGGAAGUAUUGAAAGAAGCUUGUGAGAAACAUCAACUUUGUGUCAUCUCAAUUCUACCACACAUCUUAGACUCAGGAGCAGUUGGACGUAACACGUAUCUCCGUCAACUUAAAGAUAACACUGAGCGCUACAAGUCCUGGGGAUGGGUUUGGGCUGAAGCUGGUGCGCAGAUGGAUUUGGAGGGCGCCCUCGGCAUCGGUGGAUUUGGCUACCCAGCCAUGGCAGUUCUUAACUCUCGUAAAAUGACAUACACUAGACUAAAGGGAUCCUUCGGCAAAGAAGGCAUCCAUGAAUAUCUCAGGGCUGUUGCAAUGGGAAGAGGUUUGUCGACUGAAGUUAUCGGCGGAAAAAAAUUACCAGUCAUCAAUAAAUCAGAGCCAUGGGACGGUAAAGAUGGAGUGUUACCAGAGGAGGAUGAUAUUGACCUUAGUGAUUUUGACAUGGAUGCUGAAGACGGCAAAGAUGAACUAUAAAAUAAAUCAGCAAUACACACCGAGUGGUGGUGAACUUUUUAUGUACAGCAUUUUGGUUUGUCUUAGUUUUUUUAUCUAUAAUUAUUUGACAUCCCUGAGUUGAUUGGUAGAACAAAAAAAAACAUUCUGGGCAAGUAAUGUAAUGCCAAAUUAAGAUCUUUUGAAUGUGACCUCCACUCCUUCGGUGGAUGUAGUACUUUUCUUGUUUAAUUUCCUGCUUAUUCCUGCUGCCUUCAUUCAGAUCAAUAAGUGGGUUGGGGAAGCUUUACUCCACUUCUGUAUUUAAAUUGUUUUAAAACAUUAAGACAUAGUAGAAAGGAGAAAUGAAUUAUUUCUUUAAUUUUAAUUAUUUCUUCCAAUCUACCAAAGUAUGUUGAAUAAAGAAAGGUUCAA
Asterias rubens (European starfish) is the source of this 1860-nucleotide messenger RNA. RefSeq names its product protein disulfide-isomerase A6 homolog. The transcript has 11 exons. Gene Ontology annotation, cellular component: endoplasmic reticulum lumen. NCBI's taxonomy places the organism in Eukaryota, Metazoa, Echinodermata, Asteroidea, Forcipulatida, Asteriidae. The record is from RefSeq and is a predicted model, not a curated record. The coding region runs from base 130 to 1467 and encodes 445 amino acids. Gene Ontology annotation, molecular function: protein-disulfide reductase activity; protein disulfide isomerase activity. Gene Ontology annotation, biological process: response to endoplasmic reticulum stress.